ACGCUUUGUCCAUCAACACAAAGAAACAAAAACAGAAACUCCAAACCAUUUGAAUCAAUGGACGCCGGAGAUUUCGAGUGCCCGGCGAGCGCUUUCCGGUACAACGGAACGCUGUGCGCGUGCCCGCCGGGGAGUUUCAUGCGCGGUGGCUUGUGCGCCGGGAUCGGAGCAGGGACGGAGUGGGAGAUGGGCGGGGGGCGGAGCGAGGGGGCGGCGCCGAGGUGGUUCGAGCCAGUGCCGGAGCUGGAGCCGAUAGAGAGGAUGGUGAGUUCGGAGGCGGCGCUGAUGAAGGCGACGGCGGCGGUGGUGGUGUUGUGGGUGGUGUUCUGCGUCGCCGUCAGGCUCGGCCGCGUGCGCGGUGGCCGGAGUUUUUGGUUCCGAUGUCGGUGCUGGAUUGAGCGACUUGAUCUUCGAUUUGCCACCAAACACUUGCUGGAUGACCAAAAGGUAGUAAAAAAGAGGAAAACAGAGCUUGGAGGGAUGUUUUCUGUAGCAAGCUGGAUCUUAUUUGUUGGUCUCUUGACUACGUUACUGUAUCAGUUUAUCACGAAACGAAGCAUUGAGGUCCAUAGAGUUAAGCCAGCUAAGGCUUCAGAGUUGAAGUCUUUUAAUAAUGAUAUGGAAUUUAAUAUAACCACGUUAUCGAGCAUGAGCUGUUCUCAUUUACGUGGCUUUGAUACUCUGGUGAUUGGGACUCCUGGUUCCAUUGACUACAAAAUUUCUCCAUUGUUAACAUAUGCAAAUUAUUCUUGUUACGACACAAUCUGGGGACCUACUAUUUCUCUUAAGUGCAGCAGUUGCCAGGUUCUUCUAGGAAACCAUUACAUUUCAUGGCAAUUUGUUGACCUUCCAAACAGUCCUGCUAUGGCUGUUGGCUUUCAAUUCAAUAUAACGGCCAAAGACCAUGCUUGUAAUAAACAUGUGAGCUUUGUGAGUGGAACACUGAAAUCUGAGAGCUUGACAUGUGAUGGACCAAAAACUUUCAGAGGGCCAGAUAUGAGUAUAUUGAAAAUUCAUCUGUUUCCGCAGAAAUUCAAAAAUUUGCACAAUUUACAACUCAUUCAGCCUUUGCUGCAUGAUUUUCUUCCUGGUUCAUCAUUUUCUGAUGUUAUCGAUCUUCGUGCUUCCCUUCAAAGUUCUCUGAAUGGAGUUGUAAAUACAGUAUUGUAUAUCAGAUAUCUCUCUGAUUAUAUUGUGGAGACUGAUAAGGAGAAUUUAUUGGGACUUGUGGGUUUUUUCGCGGAUGCUGGUGGUCUUUAUGCCAUUACCCUUGCAAUUUUUCUGUACUUCUUGUUGCAAUGUGAAGCGAGGAUUAAGAAGCUGCAAUGUGAAGAUAGUGUCAUGCGAGAUAUUAGAAGCCAAAGGCGUGCUCAACGACAUUGGGACAAAUUGAGGAAAUAUGUGAAGUACACCUGGGGUCGUAGUAACUUGGUUGUGAAAAGCAGAAGCCGCAGACGACAUAUCAGUUUGAGGAUUGGUUCUUUUCAUGUGCAGAAUGUAGUACCGGAGGAUUUUCUUACUGGAAUUCUCAAGUCAAAUGUGGCAUGUAGCAACCAAGUUUGUGGAGUUUCUAACAUAGACAAGAAAUCAAUGACAAUGAAAGAAAUCAAUCUUCAUACAUUUGUGUGACCACUGGCUGAAUUCAUGUAGAGUGUUAGAGAGUUUUUAUCAAUCAACUUAAGUUCAUUUUGAAGAUAUCUAUUUAACUACAUUGGUAGGAAGUCAUCAUCUAUGACCUUCUGCUCCUUCCUAUUAUCAUGCUGCUGUAUGACCAAUGCUGAUGUCGAUGUUGAGAAGUCUGAGGCAGCAAGUACAUCUCCGAC
Molecule: messenger RNA, 1823 nt
Organism: Dioscorea cayenensis subsp. rotundata (Guinea yam)
Lineage: Eukaryota; Viridiplantae; Streptophyta; Magnoliopsida; Dioscoreales; Dioscoreaceae
Exons: 9
Coding region: 58-1629 (523 amino acids)
Source: RefSeq, a predicted model, not a curated record